AUGAAGUUCUCAGCUUUCUUUGUUAUCGCCUCUGCUGCGUUUGCUGUCGCCGCCCCCGGUGUUGCCACUUUCUCUCAAGAGCGCGCUGCUCUCAACGAGAGUGCCCCCAGCCGCGACCGUGAGGAGGGCCGUGCUGAUCUGCGAGAGCCUGAACGAGAGGAGGGCCGUGAAGGUGAGCGCGAGGAUGACCGAGAGGACCGUGCUGGCCGUGGUCGCCAGGAUGGUCGUCUCAACCGUGGCGGCCUUGCCUUUAGCCAGGUUGACCUCAACUACCUUCUCCGGGUCAACCAGCUCAACCUUGGCAAGCUCCAGGUCCUCAGCCAGCGAAACAACUUCAACGUCGUCGUCUUCCAAGAUCUCUUCGCCUCUCAGGACUUCAGCCUCCAAUCUCUUCUCCAGCUCCAGCAACUCUCCACCAUGCUUGCUAUCGCCGAGACUGGUAUCUUUGACCAGUUUGAGCUAUCUCGAUUGGACCUUGGCAACCUGAACCUUGGACUCAUCAACGGCAUUGCUGGCCUUAACCUGGCCCAGUUCAUUGAUGCUGCUCUGAAGCCCCAGAUCACUAUUAUCUCUAAAGAGGUCAACAACAACAUCAUCAUUGCCAAGUAAGGAUGCGGGGAGUCAACUUGAUGAGGGGGCAGGUACUCCUGAAUACGGGGAGGCUUCGGGUCAAGCCAUACCCUUCAUGUGUAACGAACUAUCAUCUUCAGGAACGGAUCAGGACUGGACUCGCUUUCUCAUGGUCACUGGAUGGCUAGAAGGCGAGGGUGACUAUAUAAUGAAUGAAUCUAAUAUUUCAAUGAUUUCAA
Fusarium oxysporum Fo47 is the source of this 809-nucleotide messenger RNA. RefSeq lists its product as uncharacterized. The transcript has 2 exons. The coding region runs from base 1 to 609 and encodes 202 amino acids. The record is from RefSeq and is a predicted model, not a curated record. NCBI's taxonomy places the organism in Eukaryota, Fungi, Ascomycota, Sordariomycetes, Hypocreales, Nectriaceae.